Caenorhabditis elegans is the source of this 1744-nucleotide messenger RNA. RefSeq names its product Nuclear hormone receptor family member nhr-3 (gene nhr-3). Lineage: Eukaryota; Metazoa; Nematoda; Chromadorea; Rhabditida; Rhabditidae. Gene Ontology annotation, molecular function: sequence-specific DNA binding; DNA-binding transcription factor activity; zinc ion binding. The record is from RefSeq and is marked reviewed. Gene Ontology annotation, cellular component: nucleus. Gene Ontology annotation, biological process: regulation of DNA-templated transcription.
CUAUGACUGAUACCCAAUCCCCGUUUUCAUUUGCCGCCGCACUAUUGCAAUGCGGUUCGCCCGGUCAAACAUUUUCAAUGGAAUCCCUGUUAAAACCGGAAUUAGGAGAGUAUUCUCCUUCCGGAGAGAAUGGAAUUGAUGGCGAAGAAUCAACGAUCUGUUCUGUAUGUUGUGAUGAGGCAUCCGGAAGACAUUACGGUGUUGUCGCCUGCUUCGGAUGCAAAGGAUUUUUCAGACGUACUGUACGAGCUGGAAAAAACUAUGUGUGUCGUUACAGUAAAAAGUGCCGAAUUGAUAAAGCUGGACGAAAUGUGUGUAGAUCGUGCAGAUUCCAAAAAUGCUUAGAAGUCGGUAUGGAGCCUGAUGCAAUCCGUCCUGAUCGCGAUAAGACAGGACGCCAAAAGAACCCAAGAAGAAACACCGAAGGCUCGAUCAAAAAAGUCUCUGUUGGAUCUAUUCUAGGCGACCUUCCAUGUCUGAAUAAAUUCAAGGACGACAGCGACGACGCCGCCACUUCACCAUCAUCAAGAGCUGAUUCCGCUCCAAUGGACCUCCGACCGAGCUUUAUUGAUGAAUCUGUAUUAACAACAUUGACAGAAAUUGAGAAUAUUGUGAUACAACUGCAAGACAAUUUCGAAACAAAUCAACAAAGCCUUCCACCAAUGGGAGAAGCGAUUACGAAACCAUCCCUUAUUGCUGCUAGGACACUGUUAAACUUCAACGGCGCAAAAGGAGUUGCCGAUGCAAAUUGUGUGUCAUCAAAUCUUCGGCGAAUGAUCGUUUUCACUUUUGACUACAUCAAUACGUUACGUCCAAUUGCUGAUUUGCAUCCAUCGGAAAAGCUGGUCAUUGCCAGAAGCAUCAUUUCCCCGUUCUGUAUCUUGUUCUGUGGUUACCAGUCGGUAGCGAUCGAGGCACCAGAACACGACAGUAUUUAUCUCCCAUCAGGACACAAGCUACCCGCCAGCCAGCUGCUAUUUACAAAAGACUCGGACCAAAAGAAGUACAUACUGUUGGAAAACAAAGCCGACAAUGUCCGACGAAACAUGACUGAAAUGAUUAUCCAACAGCUCCGUCGCCUCAAUGUAACAAAGACUGAAAUGGUUGCACUGAAAGCGAUUAUGGCAUUGGAUCACAACGUGAAAGGAUUAUCCGCCGAAUCUUGCGAGCUUCUCGUAGUUGCAAGAGAAUCGGUGCAAAAUGCUCUGUUCUCCCAUUUAAUUGCAACAUUUGGAACUGCGGAGGCAACAUCGCGAUUUGCACACCUCCUUCUUUUAAUUGCUUCUGCAACGAGGGUCGCCUACUCGCUCUCCUCGUUCUUCCAGCUCAGCAGAGACGUCAACUAUGAAAUCGAUUAUGUGCUUGAAGAGCUUUUAUUUUUAGACCGCAUUUGAAUUGUUUCGGAAGUUAAAUGUACUUCACCUUUUUUGUAUACACCAGCCUACCUACAGUAAUUCUUAUUACUCGAAUAGCUUGAUUAUGUUGUCAUACUUCAUUUCAAUACUGUCAGUGUUUCAUUGUGACGGGUACACACACUUUCUACACAUUGAUUAAUUAUAUUAAUUAAUUGAUCUGAGCUUCUCCUUAUCUCUCAUUUUUUUCUCCAAUAAUUUCAAUUUCUUCUGUCUUCCCACUCGGUCUCGUGUUUGUCCAGAGUUGCCAAACUAUUGUUACCUCAAUGACAUUAUUAUGUAUAGUUUACCUAUUAAAUAUAUGUAAUAAUAAAUAUAAAUUAUAUUAUCAA